Molecule: messenger RNA, 3957 nt
Organism: Corticium candelabrum
Lineage: Eukaryota; Metazoa; Porifera; Homoscleromorpha; Homosclerophorida; Plakinidae
Product: leucine-rich repeat serine/threonine-protein kinase 1-like
Exons: 6
Coding region: 124-3795 (1223 amino acids)
Biological process (GO): protein phosphorylation; signal transduction
Cellular component (GO): cytoplasm
Molecular function (GO): ATP binding; protein kinase activity
Source: RefSeq, a predicted model, not a curated record
UUUGAAAAAUUGGGUCUCUUCUACUACACUGACCUACUCGCAGUCUUUUCAAAAAUCGCAAUUCUAGUUACACUCAGAAUUACGAUCGAGACUGGAGCCAUAGAGCACGAGCAAGCAGUCAAAAUGCUGUGUGACGACCGUCUAGGCCGCGACAUGUUGCCGACGUUCUUGCGCCUGCUUGAGAGGAUGGGAAUCGCUUUUCCGAUCUCGACUCACAGCGUGCUCGUUCCCACUCUCCUUCCGUCCAAUCGGCCACGCCUCACAGCCAACCUGUCUAAACACCACACGGGAUCUCACAACUCGCGCUUACGUUCGACUUCUCAGGGGAAAGAUAGAUAUCAACUAAACCCCCGUGGUACUGUCCAGCGAGUUUACUCGCUGCACAGCAUGCCCACAAAUUUCAUCCCUCAACUGGUGGCUAGAAUCAAGUCCAGUUUUGAUCGCUGGUAUUCGUCUCAUCAGGGAGGGCACCGGAAACGAACCGGAAGCGUCGUUGAGCUACCUUACUUAAGCGCUAGUCACGACAGGAGAUAUUCGCCGCGACGCACAGAGGUGGCUCGGAUGGUCGAUUUUGAGUGUUGGAAGUAUGGCAUUGUUGGCUUUUAUGAAGGUGGACAUCUUCUCGUGGAGAGUAUUGAUGGCCUCAGGGGAGAACAGACGAGAGUCAGCCUUUGUGGAAUACAGAUAACCGUGGCCGGUGAUACGUCGGUGUUGGGCUUUGUCGUCGAUCAAGUGGAGACUUUAUUGACAGAUUGGUUUCCAGAGGUUGCAUUGGCUGGUCCGGGAAGCUUUUACCAUCUUGAACGAAUAGUACUCAAUAGAACCCUCGCACCAGAAAUCGUUGUUCUACCGACAACUGCUGACCAUCAGGCAACACCCCGGAGUUUACCGCUCGCCGGAUCGGAGGACGCCCAACAGUUGGGCCUCUACGUCGUCGAGCAGUGCUGUGUUCACUGGCAGUCGCACGACACCAUACGCUGUCCCAAAAGCAACCAACUCAUCAAGCUCACCGACGUCAUUCCUGACGUCCUACUGCAAGACGUGCCGGACGAGAUGCACAUCUCGGCCGACGAACUCUCGUUCUGUCCGACGGUCGAGAGUUUCAUCGGUUUCGGCGGCGAGGCGGACGUCUACGUGCACACGUUUAGAGACACGCCGGUGGCGGUAAAGAUAUACAACAUGUCUGUUGGGGUGAUGAGCCCGGGUCCGUCCGUCGACGGGUCGUUUACCGCUGCUAGCCAGUUGGCUUCUAUGCUCUUAUCUAGUGUACAGUCGGUACGACAACUCGAGGCCGGGUUUCUUCAGACUAGUUUCUCUCUGCCCGAGACUGCAGUGAGGAGAAGUAAGGCCGCCAUGCAGGUGGUCGACCACCUCGGAGACGAGCUGUGUUCGCUUGCCAUCGCGUCGCGCGGAUUAUCAAUGCUCGAAGCAUUCAACAAGCUGAGAAAGGAGGCGACGUUCCUGUUGCAGUUGCGUCAUCCGUGCGUCGUUCCGCUUGUCGGUUUCUGUCUGCGUCCGCUCUGUCUUUUGACGGAGUAUGCUCCGUUGGGUUCUCUGUCGUCGGCGUUGACGAAGGUUCGUGAAGCGGAGGUCAAUGAUAAGAGUCUGAGCGUCUUGGAGAAAAGGUCGGCACGACCCUUGUUUCGAGACGGAGUCUUGGGACGAGCACUGACGUGGAAAAUAGCGUUUCAGGUGGCGAAAGCGUUAGAACAUUUGCACGACAGCAGAGUCGUUUACCACGAUUUGAAGUCGGCUAACGUACUUCUCUAUUCAGUCGACAUCAACACUCCUAUCAACGUGAAGGUCGCCGAUUACGGCAUCUCGCAGUCUCUUUCUCUCUCUGGCGUCAAAGAGACUACCGCCCUCGGUAGUCCUGGAUUUCAGGCUCCGGAACUCACCGCAUUUGGCGUUCGCGAGCGGAUCUUCGACGAGCAGACCGACAUCUUUUCGUUUGCGAUGGUGUUGUAUGAGCUGUUGACUGGGUAUAGACCGUUUGCCCAGUCUCCCUAUACCGCUCUUGAAAUACCGGACAAGAUCAGUCUCGGGGAGAGACCUCCGUUGGCCUUGGGCCACACGUUCACUCGCAUCGUGGACUUGAUGGAGCAAAGUUGGCGUCAGGAGUCACGGGACAGACCGACAGCUCGGCAACUUGUCACGAUAAUGCUGGAAGAAUCGUUCGCUGUUCAACACUCGACGCUAUCUAUCCCUCGCUGCGUUUCAGCGGAUCAUGUUUGUGCCGCGGUCGACUACGCUCAGGUUACUCCUGUUAACUGUCUGACGGGCAGCAGGGAAGAAGGCAUCGCAGCUCUGUUUCAAGCAUCGCCUUCGCUUCCGAAUGAAAGUGACCGGAAACAGCCUAUUGAUAUGAAGCAAUCAGGCGUUUUAUGGGCCAUCGGUGGUGUCGGUAGCAAUCGCCGUCUGAGCGUCGUUAACGCUCAAACAGGACAUGCUCAACUCAAAGAGAUCUCUUUUCCUGGUUCUGAGGUGAUGUGCAUGGCGUCUGUCGAUGACCGACAGAUGUGGCUCGGCGUCGAGCAGGCGGGUAGCAUACCGGAAGUGCACGUUUACAGCACCCAUGGUGCAGACUCUUCCUUUAUGUGGGAAUUCCAAUGGAAGAGUCGCUUAGACGAAACACCGCUCGCAAUUCUCAGUCAGAAAUGCCCAAACGUUCAAGAGUGGGAUUACUGCGUCUUGUUAGGUUUAAGAGGCGGAUUGAUGACGGCCUUUUACGGUAAAGAGCGUCCAAGAGAAGAUCUGCAAGAGGAGCUGGUGAGUAGUAGAAGCAGCUUAGCUGAUUGGACUCGAACAAGACGAAAAAAAACGGCAAACUAUCGAGACGCAAUACGUCGUGAAGGCGAGCAAGCUCCCGCCUACUUGCCUCUCAUCAGAGACCCGCACUUCAGUUGGGAUCGCAACAGUUUCCGCGCCGUGGACCAGACCGAGAGACCGGUAACGUGUAUGACGGCCGUCGGAACAGACGAAGUGUGGUGUGGCGCCGGUCCUCGCGUGUGCGUUCUCUCCCGCAGAGACAGCCCGCAGUCGUAUCUGUCUCGCAGCUCCGUCAUUCGCCUCCGUGGCUUUAAUGCCACUCACAUAGCGUGCGUCGGCAUCUCCGUUUGGAUAGCAGACAGCGACAAGUCCUUGUUGUGGCGAUAUGAUGCAGACACAAAGGAUAUCACUACUUCUCUUGAUCUCGGCAAGGUGUCCCCAUCGGAUCCGUUCCCUUGUAACGUUCCAUCCUGUUUCUAUUCAGCUGGGACAGACGCCGUGACUACUGGGGUUACUAAAAACAUUUUAGAAGAAGCCGAAUCUCGACAGGCUUCUACUCAACUCGAAUCCGCAACGCCUAGCAGGAGCUUAUCUCACACAGAGAGCCCUUUAAGAGAUGACGAGAUGGACGUCAUGGGCAACGUUGGUGCUAUAGCGGCUGUGGGUGAUGCGCUAUGGGUCGGUCGUCGGAGUGGAGACAUACUUAUAAUCGAUGGAAAUCGAGGAUCUAACGAGCUCCAAGUGGCUAUCGGUUGUCUUCAACCAUUGCGGACUAGUCCCCGCUUUGGAUGCCCCGUUCGAACUCUCACGCCGUUGUCGUGCGGUUUGGUUGUAGUCGCAAGACUUUCGCGUCUUGAGGAGCUCUACAGCGAAGAUUCGUUGCCGACAAGACUGCACUCGAACUACUUUAGUCGCGAUCGCUCUCGCCGUGAUUAUAAUGAUGAUGUUGAGCCGUUGGAUGUGUGGGAAGCGUGGUCUUCACCAGAACUGACGUGGUUCAGAACUCAGCAAUCACAUCUCGACUAGCACUAUCAAAACUCCUUACAAAACUUGUUGACAUCGUAGCGACUAUAUAUUUUGUAGCAUUUGUAUAUGUUUAAAUCUUGGCUCUCUUUUUAUGUAGUUUCUAUAGAUAGCUGUUGGUUUGUAGUACGUGUUAUUGCUUAAUUAUACGACUUAGCGCAAGAA